Punica granatum (pomegranate) is the source of this 666-nucleotide messenger RNA. The record is from RefSeq and is a predicted model, not a curated record. NCBI's taxonomy places the organism in Eukaryota, Viridiplantae, Streptophyta, Magnoliopsida, Myrtales, Lythraceae.
AUGGCUGCUGCUACAGCUACUGCUGCUCCGGCGACGCCCUUCGGGGAGGAGAGGACCCUUCAGGAGGAGCUCUCCUCCCCGAUCAUCUUAGCUGACCGGGUCAUUAAGCUUGCUCAGGAGGCUGAAACCACCCGCCCCGACGCCCCCGCCCGCAUCGUCUCCGACAUCUUCAAGAACCUCGAGAAAGCCCUAACCCUCGUCAAGAAAUGCAAGAAGCACGGCUCCGGCGUCCUCCGCCAGGUCUUCGCCAUCGCCACCACCACCGACUUCCGUCCAGUCCCUGCUGGAGUCCUCCAUUGCGGACAUGAAAUGGCUGCUCUCUAUCUUCGAGUCAGACGGUGCCAAUCUUGCUCUUCCCCGAUCGCCAGCAAUGACCCGAUCCUCGCGUGGGUCUGGUCUUACAUCGCUACGAUUCAGAUGGGCCAGCUCAAGGACCGAGUUGAUGCAGCCAAUGAGCUCGCUUCACUCGCUCGCGACAACGAAAGGAACAAGAAGAUGAUUGUUGACGAGGGUGGAACUCAGCCCCUGUUGAAGCUGCUGAAAGAAGGGGGCCUGCCCGAUGCCCAAAUUGCUGCAGCAAAUGCUUUGUUCAACCUGGGACGGAUCAAGAGCGGGUGCGGAUCAUUGUUCGGGAGCUUGGGAUCCCGACUAUUGUCCAUGUUCUAG